UGGUUUUGCAGGUCGUGGAUUCAGGGGUGGUAGAGAAGAUGGAGGAGGAAGAGGAGGACGUGGCGGUCGAGGUGGUUUCAGCGGUGGUAGAGGGGGAUUUGGCAGUGGAGGAAGUGGGAUGAAGCGUGGUGGUGGAAGAGGAGGUAGAGGAGACAGAGGGAGAAGAGGCGGAGGAAGAGGACGUGGAGGAAUGAAGGGUGGUAGUAGGGUUGUGGUGGAGCCUCAUAGACAUGGAGGUGUGUUUAUUGCUAAGGGUAAGGAGGAUGCUCUUUGUACUAAGAAUUUGGUACCUGGUGAAGCUGUUUACAAUGAGAAGAGAAUCUCUGUUCAGAAUGAAGAUGGAACAAAGAUUGAAUACAGAGUGUGGAAUCCUUUCCGUUCUGGGUUAGCAGCUGCAAUUCUUGGAGGAGUUGAUGAUAUCUGGAUUAAACCGGGCGCUCGUGUCCUUUACCUUGGUGCUGCUUCAGGAACAACAGUGUCUCAUGUCUCAGACCUUGUUGGUCCUGAUGGAGUGGUAUAUGCUGUUGAAUUUUCUCAUAGAAGUGGAAGGGACUUGGUGAACAUGGCUAAGAAACGUACUAAUGUUAUUCCCAUUAUUGAGGAUGCUAGACACCCAGCUAAAUACAGAAUGCUGGUUGGAAUGGUCGAUGUGAUAUUUUCUGAUGUUGCUCAGCCUGAUCAGAGAUUUGGCCUAAAAAGGAGAUGUUUGCCUGUGGCCCACCCUAUUUGAGUAGGGGUGGGCAUA
Molecule: messenger RNA, 745 nt
Organism: Lycium ferocissimum
Lineage: Eukaryota; Viridiplantae; Streptophyta; Magnoliopsida; Solanales; Solanaceae
Product: rRNA 2'-O-methyltransferase fibrillarin 1-like
Exons: 5
Coding region: 119-730 (203 amino acids)
Biological process (GO): rRNA methylation; box C/D sno(s)RNA 3'-end processing
Cellular component (GO): small-subunit processome; box C/D methylation guide snoRNP complex; nucleolus
Molecular function (GO): histone H2AQ104 methyltransferase activity; RNA binding; rRNA methyltransferase activity
Source: RefSeq, a predicted model, not a curated record